Raphanus sativus (radish) is the source of this 697-nucleotide messenger RNA. RefSeq lists its product as uncharacterized. The coding region runs from base 19 to 447 and encodes 142 amino acids. The transcript is spliced from 2 exons. The record is from RefSeq and is a predicted model, not a curated record. NCBI's taxonomy places the organism in Eukaryota, Viridiplantae, Streptophyta, Magnoliopsida, Brassicales, Brassicaceae.
CACCAAAACAAAACGAUAAUGACCAACUCCAAACUCUAUCACCUCCUUGAUUCUCGUACUCCCAUUUGCUCCAACAAUCCCGUCCAAUCAUAUCCUCCUCCUCCACCACCAUCUCGUCCACCACCGUCACCGUCAACCACCACCGCAUGUCCUCCGCCUCCUUCUCCUCCGAGCUCCGGCGGUGGUGGUGGCAGCUCUUACUAUUACCCACCUCCUUCACAGUCCGGUGGCGGUAAAUACCCUCCUCCGUACGGUGACGGUGGUCAAGGUUACUACUACCCUCCGCCGUAUUCAGGAAACUAUCCUACGCCGCCUCCGCCGAACCCGAUCGUCCCUUAUUUCCCCUUUUACUAUCAUACGCCACCACCAGGUUCUGGUUCAUAUCGGUUUAUGAGUUCUUAUUCUAUUAUGUUUGCUCUUUUCGCCAUCUUCCUAUGUUUAGUGUGACAAAAAAUACAUCGGAGUUCGCUGGAAAAUUACGAAGAAACAUCAGAAUAAUGUGGCAGAUCGGUAGAUCUACAAUAGUCAUUGAAGUGAGACAGAGAUCAAUGGAGGACCAGACUCUGCAAGAGAGGCUAAAGUUUCAUGAGAGUCAGUUUGCACCCCAAAAUCCGCCGGUGGUCCCGGUCUGCGCAGACUAUACGUCGUUAACAAAUAACAACGUUUUCCGUUUAAAGCUGAUCUGGUUACUAUUUGC